AUGAAUAAUAUAUUAAAUAAUGUAGUGACUGACGACGAAGAAACGGAAGAUAUUUUCGGUGAUGAUAUUGUUAAUAUUGCUGCUCCUAUUAUUAAUGCUCCUAUUAAAGCAGGUAAUAAUAUUUUUAACAACAUACAUGAUGCAGUCAUCACGGAAGAAGAUCGAAACCACGAUCUUUACCUUCAACCCAGAGGUGAUCCAAAUGCUUGUAUACAAAAUUUUUAUGAAGAAGUUAUUCCAGCAUACACCGAUCAACAAUUUUAUGAGCAUUUUCGGAUGCAUCGAAACGUAUUUGAGGAGUUAGUCAGUAUAAUUGAAGCACGGAUUGCGAUCCUCAAUGCAAACCCUGAGAAUAACUCUGAUAACGACUCAGGUAUUCCAAUGCGGAAAAAAAUAUUGUUAACUAUUUGGGUUUUAGCUACACCAGACAGUUAUCGGUCCAUUGCUGAUAGAUUUGGACUAGGUAAAAGCAAAGCUCACACUUGUUUUAAAGAGAUUGUUUCAAUUUUGGCAGAUUUAAUAUCAGAGUUUGUAACAUGGCCAAAUGAAGAUUUAUUACGAGAAAUUGAACAAGUGUUUAUGGAACGGUCUCAAAAUCGAUUUCCGGGAAUCGUGGGAGCAAUAGAUGGCUGUCAUAUUCAAAUAAAGCAACCACCACACAAUGCCCAUGAUUUUUAUAAUAGAAAGGAAACCCAUUCAGUAAUUUUACAAGGAACAUGCGACCAUACAGGAAAAUUUACUGAUGUUUUAAUAGGAAGGCCAGGCCGAUGUCAUGAUGCAUCUGUAUUACAUAGCAGUGCAUUAUACCGUCGUUUGAUAGAUCCUGUUCAUCCUUUAUUGUCCAACUGUCAACAUCUGCUUGGAGAUUCCGGAUAUCCGUUAUCUACUCAUAUACUUACACCUUUUAGAGACAAUGGGCAUUUAAGUGAUCAAGAAACCCGAUAUAAUGUAGUGCAUGCUUCUUGCAGAAGUAUUAUAGAACGAGCAUUUGGUUUGUUGAAAGUAAAGUUUCGUCGAUUGUACCAUUUGGAUGUUCAAUCCGUUACAAUGGCAAAUGUUAUGAUUGCUGCUUCAUGCACUUUACAUAACUUCAAUUUAAUGCGCGGUCAAGCUAACAUUUGGGAUAACAUCAACUUCGUUAAUGAAAAUCGUGAUGAUGAUGAUCACUAUGAUGAUGAUAUUGGUGAUGAUGAUUCUGAUGGAGUUAUUAAAAGAGAUAGAAUUAUGGAGGCAAUGUAA
Parnassius apollo (apollo) is the source of this 1239-nucleotide messenger RNA. The record is from the annotation of a GenBank genome assembly. NCBI's taxonomy places the organism in Eukaryota, Metazoa, Arthropoda, Insecta, Lepidoptera, Papilionidae.